AUGUUGCAUGAAGCAAAGGACAGACAGAAGUUCCUUAGUGAUGUUCAGUAUCUGCGGGACAUGCAACAUAAGGUAGAGUCCGAAUACCAGGCUUGUCUGAGACGACAGGAAUACAGAAGAGACACAAGUGAGAAGAAACGAGAUCAAUUUGCCGGCCAAGAGACAAAUUCUGAGAGAUCCUGGUUUUCAAACGGGUCAUCUAUCAGACAGAGUUCUGGUGAGGAGGAUCCUCCAGCUGAACCAAGAUUACCUACCAAGAAUUCUGCAAUGAAGUGUGACUCCAAACUUCCAGCGAUUGACCAAACAUCCGUCAAGCAGAAACAUAAAAGUACCAUGACUACAAGCAAACCAGAGAAAGUGGGCCCCAGCAAACCCUCUCCAGCAGCCCAGCCACCACAGAUUUUAUCACGGAAAAGGAGGCCAAACCUGGGGAGAUUGACGGUCAGCCCAGAGAUGCAGAACCCAAGAGCGGCUGGGGACCGAAGCAGACAGAAGCCACGGCCGCCAGCCAAGGCGCCGGCCCUCUGGGGAGCAGAUCCAGUUCAACGAGAAGGCCCCAUGUGGGCAAGUGACACUAGGGUGAAGAGGCCAACUCGAGAGAGAAGAAACCUAGCCCCAUCCUCACAGCCAGGGGCAGUGACUGAGACUACCCCCGAGAGAGCCAGAAAAGGAGACCCUCGUGCUCUUUCCCACAGUGAGCCGCAUCCAGCCCUGUCCCCGUCCUUCCCAGGAACAGACUGUUCUCAAGUGUGGAGCGAGUCCUUGGGACCGCCGCUCUUAACCGCCACCAUGGGAGGGUCAAGAAGGUCGCCAUUUAGGUUCAGAGAUGAAGAUUUUUAUUCUAUUUUAUCAUUAAGCCAUGGAGGAGGAGAUGAGGACACUGAAGAGGAAACCCACAAGGAGGAAGAACUCUUGUUGGUCGGUAUGCACCCACCCCGUUCUCCUUAUAAGAGAAGUCAAUUUCUUGGAACACCAGCCACUCAGGCCAAAAAUAAAAAUUUUGAAGAAAAUCCUGAAAAUUGCAGGGCUAAUUCUGUAAGAAGGAGUGAGUCCAGCCAUGGCUUACUAAGAAUAGGCAAAGCAAAGGAGCCAGUGACAGAGCAGCCUUCUGUUGGGCAAAGGCUGUUCCAAGACCCUCGGCUGCCUGAUGGCGGGUCUGCUGAAGAGAAUGACAGCGGAGGUGGUGGAAAUGAGAAAAAGACCUUUUGUUCACAGGACACCAAAUUCAAACCUAAUCUAGAAGAUAAUCUCCAUGCUGAAAAUGUGUUUAGUGAUUGUACUUCUAGGGAAGGGAGGCUCGGUGCCCAUGAUUACGAAAGACAAUGGCAAACCUGUUUCAACAAUUCUAGUGCUUCUCUUGGUUGCUUUAUUUCAGAUAGACCAACAGCGUCAAGAUCACCAAUGAAUUCAUCUAAUAACACUCCUGGACCAUUCAUCCAUUCUGCCCCAAGAGAAGACAUUCCAGUAGACUUGUCAAUGACACCUACUUUCAUUCACAGUUCAGACUCAGAGGGCAACUCAAGGUUUAAUGUUCAUCGACCACUGUCUCCAAUUAGAAAUAGGAAUCCACCCGUCAGUGCUGAAGAAAACCAGAGUUACUUUCCAGUAAACAGCACACAUGAAUUUGAUGUCAGGGGAGCAGAAGCUAUUCCUUUAACAAGCCCAUCUCAGGGGACUCCAUUGUGUCCAGAAGAUCUCUUACUAAAUUCUCAAAGCAGCUUGUCAUUGGUGGAGUCUUCCAGCUCCUCUCCAUCAAGAUUGAACUCACAAGGCCACUUGCAUGUGACUGGGUCCCUGCAAGAAAACAUACCUUUUACUUUCUUUGCAGUGUCUGAUUUCCCAAGUCAAAAUGGCAAUGGGGAAAGAAUGGCAGUCUCUGGUUUCACAGAUGAAGCAGUAGCCACUAAAACAAAGGCAGACCCUGAGAAACUCAAGAAAUUGCAAGAAAGUCUCCUGGAGGAGGACUCCGAGGAGGAGGGAGACUUGUGUCGCAUCUGUCAGAUAGCCGGGGGUUCCCCUACCAACCCCCUCCUGGAGCCUUGCGGCUGCGUGGGAAGCCUGCAAUUUGUUCAUCAAGAGUGCCUGAUAAAGUGGCUGAAAGUGAAAAUAACAUCAGGAGCGGAUCUAGUUGCUGUGAAGACCUGUGAGAUGUGCAAGCAAGACCUGCUGGUCGAGCUGGAUGAUUUUAACAUGACCGAGUUCUACCAGAAGCACCAGCAGUCCCGGGUGCAAAAUGAGCUGAUGAAUUCAGGCUUGUAUCUGGUGCUGCUGCUUCACCUCUAUGAGCAGAGGUUUGCAGAACUCAUGAGACUCAACUACAGCCGGGUUGCACGCCAGAGGUUGUCAAGAAAUUUCCCACAAUCCAGACCAGAAGAAAACGAAAAUUCCGAGUUGGGAGAUGGAAAUGAAAACAGCAUUUAUGAAAGCAACAGCCGGGUCUAG
Molecule: messenger RNA, 2442 nt
Organism: Molossus molossus (Pallas's mastiff bat)
Lineage: Eukaryota; Metazoa; Chordata; Mammalia; Chiroptera; Molossidae
Gene: MARCHF10
Product: membrane associated ring-CH-type finger 10
Exons: 10
Coding region: 1-2442 (813 amino acids)
Molecular function (GO): zinc ion binding
Source: RefSeq, a predicted model, not a curated record